CCUGGCCGGACCGGUUGGCCGAGGGCCUGCGCGAACGUGGUCUCUGGAAACUUUGUGCCGGCGUCCCCCAUCUGCUCCCGGGCGGUUCUCGCAUCCUCUGGGCGGCGGGGAGAGGAGAGGCCCGGCGCCCAACGCAGCGCCCCCUCCUCACCGCCCGACCCCGCCUCGCGGGCUCUCGGCGCGCAUUCCCCCCCGCCACCCCGGCUGCUCCCCCACUGCGGCGACGCCUGGGCCGGGGUCCCAGCCCUCUGGUUCCUUCGCGAGCAUCCUUUCUGUUCCCCUCCCCCUCCCUGACCCCUCUGCUCUGCGGUGCAGCCAUGGCCUCUCUGCCUUCUCACCCCGUCGCCACCAUUCGCCCGCUCCGAGCCACGGUAGCGUCGGCGGCUUUUUGCAUCUUCCAAAGGUUUCUGGUGCGUUGGUAGAAGCAACUUGACUUUCAGCAAUGCCAAGUAUUCAACUUGAGUGUUUCUCUGCGGUGGUGGAUUGAUCUGAGCUGCAUCCACUUUGAUCAGCACUCACUUAGCACUUUCCAGACGCAGGACUCCAGAGUAAUCAGACUCCUCAAGAAAGUGACUGUAAUUUCCAGUUCCUUGGUGGAGGAAAACAAAACACUCUGGUCUUGCUUCCAAUGAUGCAAGUGUGAUUGCUGGCGUCUUCAUGAGCUCCAGAGGUCACAGCACGCUACCACGGACUCUCAUGGCCCCUCGGAUGAUUUCUGAGGGAGACAUAGGAGGCAUCGCUCAAAUCACUUCCUCGCUCUUCCUGGGCAGAGGCAGUGUAGCCUCCAACCGGCACCUCCUCCAGGCUCGUGGCAUCACCUGCAUUGUUAAUGCUACCAUCGAGAUCCCCAAUUUCAACUGGCCCCAGUUUGAAUAUGUUAAAGUGCCUCUGGCUGACAUGCCUCAUGCCCCCAUUGGACUAUACUUUGACACCGUGGCCGACAAGAUCCACAGCGUGAGCAGGAAACACGGGGCCACCUUGGUGCACUGUGCUGCAGGGGUCAGCCGCUCGGCCACGCUCUGCAUCGCGUACCUGAUGAAAUACCACAACGUGUGCCUGCUGGAGGCGUACACCUGGGUGAAAGCCCGGAGGCCCGUCAUCAGGCCCAACGUGGGCUUCUGGAGGCAGCUGAUAGACUACGAGCGCCAGCUCUUUGGGAAGUCGACAGUUAAAAUGGUACAGACACCUUAUGGCGUAGUUCCAGACGUUUACGAGAAGGAGUCCCGACACCUGAUGCCUUACUGGGGGAUAUAAGUCACCGAAGCCUGCAUCAGCAGCCCCUCGAGCAGUACCAGCAUCUGCUGCACGCGUCUGCUCCCCUCUUCACCUUUCUUUCCAAGUGGUUGCCUUUUGGUUCUCCCUGAAGUGUUUUUUACACUGGGUGUUCAUGUCUAUCAUCUUAAGAGAGAGAGAGGGAGGGGAGGAACGUAAGGGGAAUGCUUACACGGCUACUGACAUUUUUAAAACUAACAUUUUGGAAUAGUGUUUAUGAAAAUCUUUAACUGGCUUUUAAUCAUUUUUAACAAUUUGAACAGUUUAACAAACUGGUUCUGCUCUAUUCUCAAUCCCAUGCCUUUUGGCAUCAUGGGAGGAGCUCAGUGCAAAAAUCACUUUGGGCCCUGAUUAACCCUUUAGAUACAAGCUUUGCCCAAGGCUGCCGACCAAACACAUGCUUAGGGAACAUUGAUACCAGUGUCAGUCUCUACUGGAUCAGCCCUCUUUCCUUUCCCCCCGUUAAUUAUUUAGUGACUCUGUAAGUUAAAAAAACAAGCCUUUAUUAUUUAGCUGUUAAGUAAUUAUAUUGAAAUCUGCUGCAAACACCCUGUUGGAAUCAAUGUGCCCCAGGACUAUAUUAGCAUUAUUUUUAAUAAAUAUAUCUGCUUAA
Eubalaena glacialis (North Atlantic right whale) is the source of this 1885-nucleotide messenger RNA. RefSeq names its product dual specificity phosphatase 14 (gene DUSP14). The transcript has 3 exons. Gene Ontology annotation, molecular function: MAP kinase tyrosine/serine/threonine phosphatase activity. Bases 658 to 1254 code for a protein of 198 amino acids. Gene Ontology annotation, cellular component: cytoplasm. Gene Ontology annotation, biological process: protein dephosphorylation. The record is from RefSeq and is a predicted model, not a curated record. NCBI's taxonomy places the organism in Eukaryota, Metazoa, Chordata, Mammalia, Artiodactyla, Balaenidae.